UUAAAUAAAGACACGCCCUUAAUAUAACGGGAGUGAUUGGUUCGCUGACUCUUCUUUCGCUUUCGGACUUUUUGUAACUGCUUGAAAAUGCUACUCCGAAUAUUAAUAAUACUUACUCUUCACGUUACUGUCCUGGUUCUCCUCUUUGUUUCAGCUAUUGUUAAUGCUUGGACUGUGGGAGAGACCAGCGGUUCUGAUCUGUGGUUGAAAUGCUCUACGUCCAAUGGAGGGUAUCACUGUAAACCUACGCCUACAGGAGUGUGGAUCCAGUUGGUCCAGGCCCUGAUGGUCCUGUCUGUGCUGUACAGUGCCCUGGCUCUCCUGUUCUUCCUCUGCCAGCUCUUCACCCUGCGGAAGGGGGGCCGUUUCUUCCUCGCCGCAGUCUUCCAGAUACUUGCCAGUGUGUUGGUCAUGAGUGCAGCUGCCGUGUACACAGUGCAGAGUCCAGGCUGGGCCCAGGAGAGGGAGGUGUUUGGUUUCUCCUAUAUGCUGGCCUGGGUGGCAUUCCCCCUGGCCCUGCUCAGCGGAUUGGUCUACAUCAUCCUGAGAAAGAUCGAAUGAGACCUGCACACUGCGUACUGCCAGCACAAUCCCACUGCCUUUCAUGUGGAGGCGUAUAUAGGGCUCUCCAUACGGUAAAAGGGACUCAUAAUAGCACUUUUCACACACUUUCACACCUUAUAUAUUGCUCAUGUAUUUUUUAUUACUUUAUUUGUAGGAACCAUUUAAUAUUUUUUGUUUUGUUUUAAGCAAAUACCUGAAGUACCUUUAAAAACCUGCAGUUGCAGUGAAAUAACUGCAAAAUGCAAUUUGCUUUAUCUGUGCUUCUCAUACUAGAACAAAGGUUCACAGUGUUGGCCAGUAUAGGCCUAUAGAGUAAGCACAGAGUCAGGGCUGUUUUCCUGAAGUGAAAAAGAGCCUAAGCUUAUGUUUGGUUGUAUGAGACCUAGCAUCAUGUUUGAAAAUAUUGAUAAAGAUAUUCUAAUAAUA
Messenger RNA from Anguilla rostrata (American eel), 990 nucleotides. RefSeq names its product peripheral myelin protein 22-like. Gene Ontology annotation, cellular component: plasma membrane. The transcript is spliced from 4 exons. NCBI's taxonomy places the organism in Eukaryota, Metazoa, Chordata, Actinopteri, Anguilliformes, Anguillidae. Bases 88 to 561 code for a protein of 157 amino acids. The record is from RefSeq and is a predicted model, not a curated record.